AUGUCGCGGGUCAGACAGUUCAUUAUGGGAUCGGCGCUGUCCGGAAUCACGGGCGCCUUGAUGCUAAAGAUGCACGAAAUGUCGACCAACCAGAUUGCUUUCUAUUUGCGGGCCGUGUCAUCCGGAAGCCAAACUUUCGAGCAGUUCAGCCACCAGGGCUCGCUUCUUGCAGCUUUCGUGGAUGCGCGAGCAUGGAAUAGGUUGGUUUUGGAUGUGCAUGGCAAACUGUUGGA
Symbiodinium sp. CCMP2592 is the source of this 233-nucleotide messenger RNA. Lineage: Eukaryota; Dinophyceae; Suessiales; Symbiodiniaceae. The record is from the annotation of a GenBank genome assembly.